AACGCCAGCAGUUUGCACGUGUUGAAUUUGGAUUCUUUUUUGUUUUAUUUUUAUCUGUUUUGAAGCGCCAUGGCCGCGCUGGACUCUGCGAUUAAGAAAAAGCGCAUUUCAAAGAAGAACAAAUCCGCCUGGCGCAAGACCGACAUACAAGAUGUCGAACAGUUUCUAGAGGAUCAGCGUCAAGAGGAGCGUAUUGGCACCUUUACAGACAAGAAGGAUGAGGAUCUGUUUGUGGUGGACUCGUCGCCACUCAAGCCUGCACCCGUGCUGCUGACCAUAAGGCAGAAGCGCAAAUUGAAUGCCCUGAAGCCCAUGCGCACAUAUCAGGCACUAGAGAACACAUCCAAGGUGCAGGAUCCCAUUGUGAAGCGUAAUCAUGUGAAUCAGAAGAAAAACGGACGCAACAUUGAACUGGAGGUCUGCAAUCCCACCAAGGGGCGUCAUCGUCAGGCCAACAGCGAUCGGGCACGUUACUACGAAAAGCUGGACAGUCGCCUGGCGGAUCAGGAGAAAGGUCGCAGGCGUGGUGCUCCAGCUGACAAAGAUGUUUGGGUCGAGGAGGACUUUCGCGAUAAAAUACCCGGCCUCAAGGAUGAAAAGGGUUGGGUCAGUCGCGAUCUGGCUGUGCAUAUUGCCGGCAACGUGGGUCGCAAGGUGGUCAAAACGCACUCCAGUCUCCAUCAUAAGACAACCAAGGCCAAAAAGUUUGAGCCUCCGCAUCCGGGCAUGAGUUACAAUCCCUCGCUGCAGGCGCAUCAGGAUCUGUUGGCGCAGGUUGUGCAGCACGAGGAGGGUGUCAUUAAGAAGGAGCAGCAUCUGAAGCGCGUCACCACCAGCAUGUUUAGCAAGGUGACGCCCGAGGAGCGCGACAAGCGUCGAAUUUUGGAAAUGAGCGAGGGCAUUCAGCAGGAGGGAGAGGCAGAGGCUGAGGAGGAGCAGCCUGAAGAGGAUCAGAAGCAGUCGACGGCUUAUCAAACAGUCAAUGCUCCUGUGGAGAAUAAGAAGAAGAGCAAACAGGCACGCAACAAGGAGCUCAAGCAAAAGGAACUCCAGCGUAUUCACGAGGCCAAAAAGGCGCUCAAGAAACAGACCGCAGAUCUGAUCAGAAUCAAGUCCAUACGUGCCGAGGUAAAAGAGGAGGCCGAGGAGCUCAACGAGCUGAAGAAACAUCGCAAGGCGAAGGCGGAGCGCAAAAAGUUCGAGCCAAAGCGUUUGGGUCGCCACAAGUUCGAGGAGCCGGAUUUGGAUGUCAAUAUGCCAGAGGAUUUGGCCGGCAAUCUGCGCAAUGUGAAGACGGAGAGUAAUCUGCUCACAGAUCGCUUCAAGCUGCUCCAGAAGCGCAACAUUCUGCCCACAACUGUGGCCGGCACACACAAGAGGUCAAAGGUGAAGCGUUUUCCACGCAACUCCCACAAGGAUGCCGGCGUCAGCUAUCAGGAUCUGCGCGAUCAACGCAAGGCGGCCGCUGCCAAGGCCAAGGCCAACAAGGACACCAUCCAAAUUUAGUCUAGGUCGAUUCUAUUCUCCUUUUAUUAUUACACAAACUGAUAUAAAACAAGCUAUAAAAAUAGAUCAACUAAAUCGGAGAUUUUA
Messenger RNA from Drosophila innubila, 1593 nucleotides. Its product is annotated as ribosome biogenesis protein NOP53. The coding region runs from base 70 to 1506 and encodes 478 amino acids. Gene Ontology annotation, cellular component: nucleolus. The record is from RefSeq and is a predicted model, not a curated record. NCBI's taxonomy places the organism in Eukaryota, Metazoa, Arthropoda, Insecta, Diptera, Drosophilidae. The transcript has 5 exons. Gene Ontology annotation, molecular function: 5S rRNA binding. Gene Ontology annotation, biological process: rRNA processing; ribosomal large subunit assembly.